AUGACCCAACAGGAAGCAGUGUCACGCUCACCGAGCACUCUCUCGCGCCUUGCCCAGAAGUUCACCUCGCCCCUGAAGUCACCACCAUCUAGCCCAACCGUUUCCACGCGCACAAGGACGACCGUCUUCGAGAAGAAAUCGCCCAUCUCGAGCUCCACCAGCCAGUCCAGCAAGUCUAGUACAGGACGCAGCCCGGUAAGGAGCGGCGAGAUCAGGCGCCAGGAACGCGGCGAGAAGCUGCAACGCCGGCAGGAAGAAGAGCGCCAGCUCCAAGAACGCCGCCGAAGCGAGUACGAAGAAGGCCGCCGCGCUGAGGAUGAAGAGACCCGAGCGCGCUAUGGCGAGGGCGACGAGGGCGAGUAUCCGACCGAGCUGACCACUAUCGGCGAGGCCGUCAAGCUGGACAUUGGAACCAAGGUGACGUUCCGCGCGAGAAUACAUACCCAGAGGAACAUUUCAAAGCAUCUCGACUUUCUCCUCUUCCGCGACCAGACGGACACCGUUCAGGGAGUCCUCGCCCACGCCACCCCCAACAUGGUCAAAUGGGUUCAGCACCUGCACCCAGAGUCCAUUGUACAGGUAUCCGGCACCUUGAAGAAACCUGUCCAAGACGUCAAGUCGGCACACUACCACGAUGUCGAGGUGGACAUUUACUCGAUCCACCUUCUCAACCCGGCCAAGGCGCCGCCAUUUAGCAACUACAUGCCUCCAGACAGCAUGAACUUCAGGUUGAACAACCGUAUCCUUGACUUGCGACACCCCAGCAACCAGGCGCUGUUCCGUGUGCGCGCCAUGAUUACACGCCAGUUCCGUGAGACCCUCGACAACAGCGGCUUCAUCGAGAUUCAGACCCCCAAGUUGCAGCCCGCCGCUACCGAGAGUGGCGCCGAAGUGUUCAAGCUCAACUAUUUUGGAAGGCGUGCCUUUUUGGCACAGAGCCCCCAGUUAGCUAAGCAGAUGACUAUAUCUGCCGACUUUGGCAAGGUGUACGAAAUUGGCCCCGUGUUUCGUGCAGAGAACUCAAACACUCACCGUCAUUUGACCGAGUACACCGGCCUCGACAUCGAAAUGAAGAUUCAGAAGCACUACCACGAGAUCAUCAAAGUUCUCGACCAGACUUUGAAGAACAUCUUCGCGGCUGUUCAUUCUAUGCCCGAGCUCAAGAUCAUCCGUGAGCGCUUCCCUAGUGAUGACCUUGUCUGGCUUGACGAGACACCCAUCAUCUCGUUCCGCGACGGUCUGCAAAUGCUGCGUGACGACGGCCGCGACGUUGAGGACGAGGACCUCUCGACGCCCGACGAGAUCCGCCUGGGAGAAUUGGUCAAAGAAAAGUACGGUACCGACUAUUACAUCCUGGACAAGUUCCCCGCCAACGCUCGCCCCUUUUAUACCCACAAAGCCGAUGACCCCUUCUGGACCAACUCGUUCGACAUCUUUGUCCGUGGCCAGGAGAUCUGCACUGGUGGCCAGCGUAUCAACGAUCCCAAGGAACUGCGAAAGAACAUGGCCGAAAAGGGCAUUUCGGAGGACGACAUGGCCGAAUAUCUCGAGGCUUUCGAUCUAGGUGCUCCGCCACACGGCGGUGCCGGUCUAGGAUUGGACCGUGUCGUAUUCCUUCUCCUCAACUUGGGAGAUGUCAGAUACGGCACCCUCUUCUACCGCGACCCCAAGUCUUUGCCAUCGCGGUCGUUCACCCUGCCGCACCCAAGCGCCGACACCACCAAGGCAUGGGCCGGAAAGGAGCUACCUCCCUUGGAGGAGUUGAUUGCCAACUACGGAGACGCCACGAACACCUCGUGGCUCGAUGAGAGGUUUGAGAUUUGGCGCCACGGCAGUGGUGCUGCAGUUGGAUAUGUCAAACAGGGCAAAUUUGCAAUGAUUACUGGAGACCCUCUCUGCGACCGGGGUCAAUACGAAGAGGUUGUUCCAGCCUUUGUUGAGUUUGUCACCAAGGAUCUUAAAUUGACUCCUGUAUGGAUGCUGGUAUCCAACAAGGUGCAGGAGCUUCUCGGACGCCGCAUCGGCUGGCGAACCUUGAGCUGCACCGUGGAGCAGCGGGCGGAUGCGGACCAGCACACCACACCCGACGGCCGUGCCGCCAGACGCGUCAAGAGGGAGGGCAUCAAGAUCCACGAGGUCAAACCUAACGAGGAUUUUAUGAAGCGUACCGAUCAGGCCAUCGAGGCAUGGAAGGAGAAACGCAAGUCAAAGAAGCAGGUGCACCUUACGGAGAUUCGUCCUUGGAUCGACCAGGCACACCGCCGCUACUUUGCCGCCGAGAAGGACGGCAAGGUCUUGUGCAUGGUUGUACUCGCACAGCUCGCCCCCAGAUACGGCUGGCAAGUCAAGUGGGCGCUAGACUUCCCUGACGCACCGAACGGCACCAUCGAGGUGCUUGUCGAGUACGCUUUGUCGUGCAUCUCGGGCCCUGUGACCUUUGGAGCCGGCGUCAGUGACAGGUUGGUGCCCGGUGAGCACCUACACGGCGUUCGGGCCAAGUUUCUGAGCAAGAUGUACGCCGGUAUCGUCAAGAGCCUCGGUCUCGGCAAAAAGGCCGAGUUCAGAGACAAGUUUGGCGUCUUGGGCGAGCAGGUGUACAUUUGCUACCCGCGCCGCGGUGUCACACUGUUUGAUCUCAAGGAGAUUGUCAGGUUCUUCAUGGACGACUAA
Colletotrichum graminicola M1.001 is the source of this 2670-nucleotide messenger RNA. RefSeq names its product aspartyl-tRNA synthetase. The coding region runs from base 1 to 2670 and encodes 889 amino acids. The record is from RefSeq and is a predicted model, not a curated record. Gene Ontology annotation, cellular component: aminoacyl-tRNA synthetase multienzyme complex; cytoplasm; cytosol. Lineage: Eukaryota; Fungi; Ascomycota; Sordariomycetes; Glomerellales; Glomerellaceae. Gene Ontology annotation, biological process: aspartyl-tRNA aminoacylation. Gene Ontology annotation, molecular function: ATP binding; aspartate-tRNA ligase activity; RNA binding. The transcript is spliced from 2 exons.